Phycomyces blakesleeanus NRRL 1555(-) is the source of this 1419-nucleotide messenger RNA. RefSeq lists its product as hypothetical. The record is from RefSeq and is a predicted model, not a curated record. Lineage: Eukaryota; Fungi; Mucoromycota; Mucoromycetes; Mucorales; Phycomycetaceae. Gene Ontology annotation, biological process: mitochondrial seryl-tRNA aminoacylation. Bases 1 to 1419 code for a protein of 472 amino acids. The transcript has 3 exons. Gene Ontology annotation, molecular function: ATP binding; serine-tRNA ligase activity; tRNA binding. Gene Ontology annotation, cellular component: mitochondrion.
AUGCGGUCAAUGCACGCAUCCCAGGUUCAAAAAAAUGUAGAUGUAGACGAAGUUCAUCGCAUUCCACCUCAAUUGAAUUAUAAGUAUCUUGCCGAGAAUGCCGAAGCGGUUGAAGAUAAUAUGCGAAAAAGAAAUUAUGACGGGAAUUCUGCUCAGUUACUCAAGAAAUUGUACCUGUCUCAAAUCCAAAGUCUGUCAGACGCUGAACAGUUCAAAAUUCAGCGCGAUGAAGUAAAUAAGCAGAUCCGAUCGGCAAAGAGCAAGGAUGAGCGACAGAUUUACAUUGACCAAGCAAAACAUCUCAAAGAGCAGCUCAGAGUAGCAGAAGAAAAAGCUUCUGCAAUUGAAGCUGAAAUGGUCACUCAGGCUUUAAUGAUUCCCAAUGACACUCAUCCUGACGUUCCUAUUGGUCCUGAAGAGAACGCCAAGAUUCUCAAGAUUGUGGGUGAAAAGAGAACUGAGAGUUAUCCUCUGUUAGAUCACCUUACGUUGAUGGAACGUCUAGACCUUGUUGACUUCCAACAAGCUGCUCUUGUAACAGGGUCCAAGUUUUUCUAUCUCAAGAAUUCUGGUGUCUGGCUUGAAUUUGCUUUGAUCCAGUACGCCAUGGAUAAGGCUGCUAGCCGUGGAUUUACGCCUAUAAUUACUCCAGACGUAGUAAGAACAUCGAUUGCAUACGGAUGUGGAUUCCAACCCCGUAAGAAGGAAUCAUCUCAAAUUUAUGACAUCUCAACAACCAGCACUGUCAAUACUACCACACCAAAAUUGUGCUUGGCGGGUACAGCUGAGAUCCCACUUGCCGGAAUGUAUGCUAAGAAGAUGAUCAAUGAAGACGAGCUACCCAAGCGUAUGGUUGGUUUCGGGCGGGCUUUCCGUGCAGAGGCUGGUCAUGGAUCAGCAGAAGAGAGAGGUCUUUACAGAGUUCAUCAGUUCUCGAAAGUUGAAUUAUUUGCAGUAGCAGCACCAGGUCAGAGUGAUGGCAUUUUACAAGAAUUCAGAGAAUUACAAGAGGAACUCUUUACUGAGCUUGGACUAUGCUUUAGAGUACUCGAUAUGCCAACAGAAGAACUAGGUGCUAGUGCAUAUAGAAAAUACGACAUUGAAGCUUGGAUGCCAGGAAGAGAAGCAUGGGGAGAGAUUUGCUCAACAUCGAACUGUACUGAUUACCAAACCAGACGCUUGGAUAUCAGAUAUCUUUCUUCUCAGUUCAAGGAAAACGUUGGUCCUAAAGACGUUAGAGUGCCAUGGCACAUAAAAGAGAAAUGGGUGAACUAUUGUCAUACUCUGAAUGGAACAGCAAUGGCAGUUCCUAGAGUGAUUAUUGCUUUGGUUGAGACUUAUCAGCAAGAAGAUGGCACAAUUAAGGUACCAGAAGUACUUCGAAAGUGGAUCCCUGGACAACCUUCAAUCUUAAAGUAA